AUGUUCGAGAUCGUCAGCCUUCAAAACGAUGCGAACUGGAACGAGACGGACGAGGACCUCUUCUGGCCAGAGCCCGACCUCGAGGCGCGGCUCAUCGACGCCUACUUUGCGCGGCCGCACCACGACUUCCCAGUGGUCAACGAGCUGCAGUUCCGCAAGGACCACGCGGGGCCUCCUGGCAGAGAGCGUCAGAUCCAGCACGUGGCGCUCGCUCUCGGCAUCUUCGCCGUCGCCAGUCGCUACGUCGACGACCCGCGCGUGUGCUUCGAGGAGGAGGAGAGACUCAACGGGCAGACGGCGCACACUGCAGGCGUGCAGUGGUGGCUCACACAGCGCCGCAUCGGCAUGCGGCUGUGGGGCGGCAACAUGGGCGCAAGGCAUGCGCAGCACAUCAUCCUCAACGUGAUCUUCAUGCUGGGCACGUCGAUGGCCAACUCGUACGCCUGGGCACUGCUUGCGGUUGCCGUGCGCCUCCUUCAGGAUGCGGGCGCGCACCGCAACAUCACUGGCCAGCGCCUCGGCUACUCGCUCGAGACGCAGGAGACGCACCGCCGUCUGUGGUGGGCCGUCUACUCGCUGGACCGCGAGUUCGGCGCCGGACUCGGCCGCCCGGUCUGCAUCCAGGACGAGGACUUCGACGUCCUCGAGCCGAUGGCCGUCGACGAUGAGGUGCUCAUGAGGAGCUCUGAGCUCGGCACCACUCCCGAGCAGCCGGCCGGCGUGCCAUCCGCCUUCGGCUACUUCCUCUGCUCGAUCCGUCUGGAUCAGAUCAUCGGCCGCACGCUGCGCACAAUCUACGCCAUCGGCAAGGCAAAGGUGCAGCGCGGCUUCGUCGGCCGCCAGUGGGAUCAGUUCAUCGUGGCAGAGAUCGACUCUGCGCUCAAUAAGUGGCUCGACACGGUGCCGUCUCACCUGCGCUACGAUCCGCGCGAGCCAAACAGCGAGUGGCUGCUGCAGUCCAGUCUCUUGCAUACGAAGUACUACCACAGCCAGAUCCUCGUGCACCGCCCAUUCAUCCCCGGCCCGAGCGCCAAGCCUUCGCUCAACUUCCCCUCGCUCGCCAUCUGCACCAACGCCGCGCGCUCCACCAGCCACAUCCUCUACAACCUGCUCAAGCGCGACCUGCACAACCAGGGCGGUCUGCAGGUCUCGUUCCGCGCCUUCUCGGCAGGCUGCGUCCUGCUGCUGGUCGUCUGGGCAGCGAAGCGCAGCGGAGCGCACGCCUCGACGUCAGCGAUGGCGGACGUGCGCCGCUGCCUCGAUGUGCUGCAUGGAUGCGAGAAGCACUGGGCUAUCGCAUGCAAGCAGUCUGACCUGAUGGAGCGUCUCAUCAAGGUCUCCGAGCUGCCUGUG
Messenger RNA from Tilletiopsis washingtonensis, 1353 nucleotides. RefSeq lists its product as hypothetical. Gene Ontology annotation, biological process: DNA-templated transcription. The transcript is spliced from 2 exons. NCBI's taxonomy places the organism in Eukaryota, Fungi, Basidiomycota, Exobasidiomycetes, Entylomatales. Gene Ontology annotation, molecular function: zinc ion binding; DNA binding. The annotation marks the transcript as partial. The record is from RefSeq and is a predicted model, not a curated record.